AUGACUCUGUGGAACGGCGUGCUACCUUUCUACCCCCAGUCCCCACAUUCGCCGGGCUUCACCGUCCCACUGCUCAUAGUCAUUUUGGUCUUCUUGUCCUUCGCCGCCAGCUUCCUGCUCAUCUUGCCGGGGAUCCGCGGCCAUUCGCGCUGGUUCUGGUUUGUGAGAGUUCUUCUCAGCCUGUUCAUAGGCGGAGAAAUCGUGGCUGUGCACUUCAGUGGAGACUGGUUCGUGGGUGGAGUGUUCACCAACACAUCCUACAAAGCCUUCAGCACGGCGCAAGUGCAGGCCCUCGUGGGUCUGCACGUGGGCCUGGUGGGCGUUAACAUCACACUCAAAGGGGUUCCGGUGAAGCAGCUGAAUGAGACCAUAGACUACAACGAGCAGUUCACCUGGCGCCUGGAUGAGGACUACUACCGGGAGUACUUGGACGCACUGGAGAAGGGGCUGCCGGACCCGGUGCUUUACCUCGCCGAGAAAUUCACCCCAACCAGCCCUUGUGGCCUGUACCAACAGUACCACCUGGCGGGACACUACGCCUCGGCCACGCUUUGGGUGGCCUUCAUCUUCUGGGUCAUCACCAACGGGCUGCUCUCCAUGCCCGCCCCUCUCUACGGGGGCCUGGGACUCCUAGUCACCGCCGCCUUCACGCUAUUCUCCAUCUUUUCCUUCGCCACCAUCGCCGAAGUGCCCGUCUGUCCGCUCCGCAUAGGCUCCGAGUCCUUCGUCACUUCCUUCGGUGCCGCCUUCUGGGUCACGCUCGCAACAGGCAUCCUGUGCCUGCUGCUCGGAUGCGCCGUGGUGUGCGCCCACUACACUUCGCCCAGCGCUCUGCGCAUCUUUCUGGACAUCGAGGACAACGACUGUGGCGCCCCGGUGAAAGGCGGCGCGCCCCUCCUCCUCAACAACCCGCUGCACAAGCAGUUCGCGCCCCCAGACUUCAGUGUCACCACUAACCUGUGA
Messenger RNA from Ochotona curzoniae (black-lipped pika), 963 nucleotides. RefSeq names its product dual oxidase maturation factor 2 (gene DUOXA2). Gene Ontology annotation, biological process: protein transport. Gene Ontology annotation, cellular component: endoplasmic reticulum membrane. The record is from RefSeq and is a predicted model, not a curated record. NCBI's taxonomy places the organism in Eukaryota, Metazoa, Chordata, Mammalia, Lagomorpha, Ochotonidae. The transcript is spliced from 6 exons. The coding region runs from base 1 to 963 and encodes 320 amino acids.